AUGGAAGAAGAAUUGUCGGAUCCAUUUGCAACUAUAUAUCUUUAUUCUGGUCGUCCAAACCCAGUUUGGUCACUAUCUUUUGAACAAUGGGGAGAUUUAAAUCAAAUAAUUCAAAGACUACCAAAUUCAGGUGAAGAAAAAGAAGGUCCUUAUCAAUUUAGUGGUGGCUUGGGUUAUUCUGGGUUCCAUGCACAUUUUUCAAUCAUUUCAAGUUAUCCUGAUGUUUAUUAUGUGGCUGCUGGACAACAAACAGUUUUAUCUAAUCCUGGUGGGCAUCUAAUUUUUAAUGAUAAAGACAAAGUCGUUGAGAAAUGGUUUAUAGAUAGUGCAGAAAAGCAUGGCAUUCAAUUAUCAUUAGGAGCCUAA
Molecule: messenger RNA, 366 nt
Organism: Rotaria sp. Silwood2
Lineage: Eukaryota; Metazoa; Rotifera; Eurotatoria; Philodinida; Philodinidae
Source: the annotation of a GenBank genome assembly